Messenger RNA from Eutrema salsugineum, 1841 nucleotides. RefSeq lists its product as uncharacterized. The record is from RefSeq and is a predicted model, not a curated record. Bases 404 to 1567 code for a protein of 387 amino acids. Lineage: Eukaryota; Viridiplantae; Streptophyta; Magnoliopsida; Brassicales; Brassicaceae. The transcript has 6 exons.
UUUUGAAACUCCUGAAAUUCCUAAUUUCCUUUAGCUGAAUCUCAAACUCUCUCCUCAUUGUUGCUUUCGGAUUUUCCUCUUUCAUCAAUCUUUGCCUCCUUAAUCGGAGCUUAGAAAUCGGGUUGGGGUUUUGUUCAAUCAAUUCAUCUUGCUUCCAUCGAUUCCCUCUUCUUGGAAUCUCCGAUUCGGCUGUUCUUCCAAGCUUAUUCGUCGUCUCAUCGGAGACACCCUCCGUGUUCAUAUUCACCCAUAUCAACUUAUUCGACCUAAUAUAGAUAGGUCAAUCAACUACGAGUACUGGGAGGAGUGUUGUUGCUAUUGUGUGAAUCCCUUGUUUUCAUCUUUCGCUUUAUCAUUCCCGUUUAUCAGUUUCAUCGUCAUCGUUGAUCGUGUGAAGAAAGAGAUGUUGGGAGCUGGAUUUCAGUUGACGAGAGGGCGACACGGAGAGGACCAUUUUUACAGUUCCGCUAAAGCUCGCAGGGCCAAUCAGCGCAUCGAUCAGCUGCGUAGAGCUCAGAGCGACGUCUCUAAUGGUCGAUCAGCUAAUCCCAAGGAUAAAAUCGUGGGUUCCAUGAACAGUGACUGCGAGAACGAGUCUGCCUCGCGAAAACUCGUUCCUAGCCUUGUUUCUGAGCCGUCCGCUUCGUCGUCGUCUAGUAAUCUGGAACGGUUUCUAGAGUCGGUCACACCAUCCGUGCCGGCCCAGUAUUUAUCUAAGACGUCGCUUCGAGAAAGAAGGGCUGAUGAUGAUAAACUUGUGCCUUACUUUGUGCUUGGAGAUAUUUGGGAGUCAUUUGCAGAAUGGAGCGCCUACGGCACAGGAGUGCCUCUAGUUUUGAAUAACAAGGAUCGUGUUAUCCAAUACUAUGUGCCCUCCCUGUCAGGCAUUCAAAUAUAUGCUGAUACUCUUGCAUUGAGUUCGUCUCUUAAAGCAAGGCGGCCAGGUGAUGGUAGCGACAGCGAUUUCCGGGAUUCAAGUAGCGAUGUCAGCACCGAUAGUGAUUCUGAACGGGUUUCUGCUAGAGUGGACCAUAUCUCAUUGAGUGAUCAACAUCAGGAAGAUUCAUCGAGUGAUGAUGGUGAACCUUUAAGCUCUCAAGGUCGUUUGAUAUUUGAGUAUCUUGAAAGAGACCUUCCGUACAUCCGCGAACCUUUGGCUGAUAAGGUUGCUGACCUUGCUGCUCGGUUUCCCCAGCUGAAGACGCUAAGAAGCUGUGACUUACUUCCUUCAAGCUGGUUUUCUGUGGCAUGGUACCCAAUUUACAGAAUACCCACAGGACCUACGCUUAAGGACCUGGAUGCUUGUUUCUUGACGUAUCAUUCCCUUCACACACCGUUUGGAGGUUCAGGCAGUGCACAACCAAUGAGCCUUGUGCAGUCAAGGGAGAGUGAGAAGAUGCAAUUGCCUGUAUUUGGCCUCGCUUCAUACAAGUUCAGAGGUUCUGUAUGGACAGCCAAUGGUGGCUCUGAGCACGAGCUAGUGGACUCCCUCUUCCAUGCUGCUGACAAGUGGCUGCGUUCAUGUCAUGUCAGCCACCCUGAUUUCCUCUUCUUCUGCCGCCGCUGAUAUGACUUUAAAGUACCAUUUUAAAAGGAAGUUUUUUGGACAAGGAACAACCAAAAGACAUGAAUUUGUGAAAGCACUUUUGAGAGUGGUUCACUAGAGUUUUAACAUUAAACUCAAACAAUGUUGAUGGUUGGUCUCAAACCUACGUUGCUUUUAUCUGUAAGUUAUAGAUAAACGAGUUUAGUUUUUGUCAGGUUAUGUAUGUGAACCCUGGGCUAACCCCUUUUGUUGUAUACGAAUACGUACUAUGAUGUUUGCAAUAGAAACUUUUGGA